AUGUCGUCAAAGAAAAUCACGAUUGGAAACUAUUUACUUCGACGUUUAAAAGAUCUAGGCGUCGAUAUAAUCUUCGGUGUACCUGGUGACUAUAAUUUACCGUUUCUUGAUCAAAUUGAAGAUUUCGGUAGCAUUCAAUGGGGUAACAAUUGUAACGAAUUAAACGCGUCCUAUGCAGCAGAUGGCUAUGCACGUAUUCGAGGCAUCGGAGCAAUUGUAACAACAUUUGGUGUUGGAGAAUUGUCUGCUAUUAAUGGCAUUGCUGGUUCUUAUGCUGAAAUGGUUCCAGUUGUGCAUAUUGUUGGCACGCCACCAACAGCUUCUCAAGCAAGUGGGGCUAUUCUUCACCAUACAUUAGGCAACGGAGAUUUUCGUGCAUUCGCAAACAUGUACAAGGAAGUGACAAUUGCUCAAGCCAAUUUAACAAAGACAAACGCUGUCGAAGAAAUUGAUCGUGUUCUUACCCAAUGUUUGAUGAAGGGUCGUCCAGUUUAUAUCGGCUUAGCAGUUGAUCUUAGCGAUUAUGAGCUUAACAUCGACCCAGCGGAAAUCAAACCAUUGAAUUUGGCUACGCAACGCAAUCCGAAAGACGAACAUGAAGCGGCUCUUGAAGCAAUUAUUGAUAUUGCUAAACGAGCGCAAAACGCCGUGGUUAUUGUUGAUGCCUGUGCGAUUCGACAUGAAAUGAUGAAGAAAGUUUUAACUUUUCUUGAUCGUACGAAAUUACCUGUUUACGUAACACCGAUGGCCAAAGGUGGUAUCGAUGAGAACCAUCCCCAAUUUCGCGGUGUAUUUUCCGGUAAUUGUUCAACCGAACAAGUUCAAAAGGAGAUUUACGAUGCCGAUCUCAUUCUUUCAAUCGGAUCGAUGAACAGUGAUUUCAAUACCGGUGGAUUUACCUAUCGUUUAUCUCGAAAGAAAACAAUCGAAUUUCACACCUAUCAUACGAAAAUCUUUCAUGCUAUCUACGACAAAGUUGACAUGCGUCAGUUAUUACCCGACUUAACCGAACAAUGGCCAGCGGAGUUGGUCCGCGAUAACAAGAAUCUCAAACCGUUUGAAAUCCCACCACCUGCAUUAGAUGCAAAAUCGGACGCUAUUGUCCAUGAAUAUUUCUGGAAUAAAUUAUCAGACCUCAUUCCCGAGAACUCCAUAAUUGUCGCUGAAACGGGUACAUCCGAAUUCGGUAUUUUCAAUAUGCGCGCACCGAAAGGCGCAACAUUUUUAACGCAGAUUCUAUGGGGUUCGAUUGGUUAUUCUGUCGGUGCAGCAUUAGGUGCAUCGUUGGCAGGAAAGAAGGACAAUCGACGUGUUUUCGUCUUCGUUGGAGACGGUUCGUUUCAACUUGUUUGCCAAGAAAUUUCUUCGAUGUUACGUUUUCAAAGCAAUCUAGUUCUCUUAUUAUUGAAUAACGACGGUUAUACAAUCGAGAAAUUGAUUCAUGGACCUGAUCGUGCUUACAAUAACAUUCAAAUGUGGCGUUAUCAUAAAAGCUUCGAAUACUUCGGUAAUGGUUUAAAACAAAAUCGUCCGCAGGCAACAACAGGUUUCGCUGGUCAAGUCAAAACACGUGAUGAAUUCGAAAAAGCCAUGCAACAAGCUGUUCAAGAAACAGAGAAACUCCACUUUCUCGAAGUCGUUAUGCCACCGAUGGAUGCACCGCAAAGUUUAGUCCUUACAAUUGAAGGCACUCGAGAAUACAAGCGACGCGAGCGUGAAGGUCAAGAAUAG
Molecule: messenger RNA, 1731 nt
Organism: Adineta ricciae
Lineage: Eukaryota; Metazoa; Rotifera; Eurotatoria; Adinetida; Adinetidae
Source: the annotation of a GenBank genome assembly